CAUACAGCGCGCCGCUGCGCAAACAACACAGUGUACACUAAUGGCGUUUCCUGUCUUUUACGUUGUUGAAUUGGUACAACGAGGAUCUCUUUGAAGAAGAAAUGGGUUUUCAAAACAUUUGGUACUCGCAUCCGCGAAAAUAUGGACAAGGAUCUAGAUCCUGUCGUGCGUGCGCUAAUAGGCACGGAUUGAUUCGCAAAUAUGGUUUAAAUAUUUGCAGGCAGUGUUUCAGAGAAUAUGCUGCUGACAUUGGCUUCAAAAAGCUGGAUUGAUACAGAAACAAUAUAGUUGUUAACAUUUCCUGAAGAACUAAAUUCAAAUUUCAUACAUGGAAUAAAAACAAAUUGGAAUUGAAAAACAACAAACAAAAAUUUCAGAAAAAAUGUCAGGUUUAUGUUAAAUAUACAUUAACCAAAUAAAUUGUAAAACAGAAAUAAGUUGUAUUGUAUUUAACUCAGUCAUGAAUUAAAAGGAAAUUUAAUUUUAUUUAUA
This is a messenger RNA of Nomia melanderi (Alkali bee), 492 nucleotides long. RefSeq names its product ribosomal protein S29 (gene RpS29). The record is from RefSeq and is a predicted model, not a curated record. Gene Ontology annotation, molecular function: structural constituent of ribosome; zinc ion binding. Gene Ontology annotation, cellular component: ribosome; cytosolic small ribosomal subunit. Lineage: Eukaryota; Metazoa; Arthropoda; Insecta; Hymenoptera; Halictidae. Gene Ontology annotation, biological process: cytoplasmic translation.